Molecule: messenger RNA, 519 nt
Organism: Gongylonema pulchrum
Lineage: Eukaryota; Metazoa; Nematoda; Chromadorea; Rhabditida; Gongylonematidae
Source: the annotation of a GenBank genome assembly
AUGUUGACGUUAUCGAAGAAUGUAUUCAGACAUCGACGAUUUCGUACGCCGCUUGAGAACGCAUUUGUGGCAAUAACAAAGGAUGCAUCAUCGGCCUAUUAUCAUGUGAUGAGUCAGGGAACAGCUGAUUUGAUGCUCAGUGCAUGCGCUCAUGUUUGGUGCGAUAAUGCACUGGAACCGUUCACCGAAAGCUUGCAUAAGCGAGUGCUCGAUUUCUAUCAAAGGAACACUAUGACUGGGUUUUGUCUAGUUUUGGGUUACCGAACACUGGGUUGCACCGUUUCGGACGUCCUCAGCGAGAGGUUCAUUGACAUCCCAUUACCGGAAAAAGUUGAAGCUUUCAAUGAGAAUCGCUCAUUGCCAAGAUCAGUUAGUCUGGAUAUUGAAUGUUUGAAAACGUUCUAUCGUCAAAAACCGAUACAAACUGCGUAUGAAUGCUGCGAAGAAGUAAUGCAUGGACAGACAUUGUGUGGCUUGGUCGUCUUCCAGCAUCAAUUAAGGGCAGCAGUGCUUAGCUAA